Lactuca sativa (garden lettuce) is the source of this 345-nucleotide messenger RNA. RefSeq lists its product as uncharacterized. Gene Ontology annotation, biological process: protein import into nucleus. Gene Ontology annotation, molecular function: guanyl-nucleotide exchange factor activity; small GTPase binding. NCBI's taxonomy places the organism in Eukaryota, Viridiplantae, Streptophyta, Magnoliopsida, Asterales, Asteraceae. Gene Ontology annotation, cellular component: nucleus. The record is from RefSeq and is a predicted model, not a curated record.
AUGUUUGGUGGAGCAGUUUCCACUACUUUCCCACUUAGGUUGGAGGAUGUGAGCAAUAGUCGUGAAACUCUUGAUCAUCAGGAGGUGUUUGUGGAUCCUGCACGUGAUGAAUGCCUAAUAUUUGAACUGUUAGAAUUGAAAGAUGAUGUUGAAGACAAUGGAAGUUGUACUUGGUUUUAUCUGAUCCAGGUGACUGAGCAGUCAGCAGUGUUUGAGGCUCCUGAACUCCAAUUCAUAAACUUGUCAGCUAUCAUAACAACUGUUACUGCCCAAAUGGCCAUCUCUAAUGCAAGACAAGGAAGAGAAGCACAAAAUCUAGUGAAUGUAUCUUUUAUAAUUUCAUAA